AUGCAACGUGAAAUUGACGAAUUGAAAAGAGAGUUGCGUCACUCACGACAAAGAUGUUCCCCACCCAGCUCCGAGCCUUCCUCCGAAGAGAUAGAUGGUGCUAGUUAUAAACGAAGAUCUAGAACUCCGCCCAGUGAGACUUUUUCCUAUGAAGAGGAGUAUCACUAUCGACGUAGGUACAAAAGUCAGCCUCGCAGAGGCUUGGGGAAUAACGCCAUGAACAAAGCAUUAAGCCAAGUUUCCAAAUCACCCUUCACAAGUAAUAUAGAGGAUGCGAAUCUUCCUCGGCGAUUUCAUCAGCCUACAUUCACCUUGUACAAUGGUCGAACAAACCCAGUAGAACACGUUAGUCAUUUCAGCCAAAUGAUGGCUAUCUACUCCAGAGAUGAAGUUUUGAUGUGUAAGGUCUUUCCAUCAAGUUUAGGCCUGGUGGCGAUGAGAUGGUUCAACGGUUUAAGGGCUAAUUCUAUUGAUUCCUUCAAGAAACUUACCCGGGCUUUUGGCCCUCACUUUAUUACCUGCAGUACGGUUCCUCGGCCUUUGGGGUCUUUGUUGUCUAUGUCCAUGCGAGAGGGUGAGACUCUUAAGACAUAUUCUGAUAGAUACUGGGAAAUGUUUAAUGAGAUAGAGGGAGAGCAUGACGAUGUGGCUAUAAGAACUUUCAAGGCCGGUCUUAUAGCCGAGCAUGAUUUGAGGAAAUCUUUAACUGGUAAACCUGUCACUAGUGUACAGCAAUUGAUGGAUCAGAUUGAUAAGUACAGAAUAGUAGAAGAAGACCAACUGUAG
Molecule: messenger RNA, 786 nt
Organism: Quercus robur (English oak)
Lineage: Eukaryota; Viridiplantae; Streptophyta; Magnoliopsida; Fagales; Fagaceae
Exons: 1
Coding region: 1-786 (261 amino acids)
Source: RefSeq, a predicted model, not a curated record